Messenger RNA from Sycon ciliatum, 1546 nucleotides. RefSeq names its product ephrin type-B receptor 3-like. The record is from RefSeq and is a predicted model, not a curated record. Gene Ontology annotation, cellular component: signaling receptor complex; plasma membrane. NCBI's taxonomy places the organism in Eukaryota, Metazoa, Porifera, Calcarea, Leucosolenida, Sycettidae. The transcript is spliced from 7 exons. Gene Ontology annotation, biological process: multicellular organism development; cell surface receptor protein tyrosine kinase signaling pathway; protein phosphorylation. Gene Ontology annotation, molecular function: transmembrane receptor protein tyrosine kinase activity; ATP binding. The coding region runs from base 2 to 700 and encodes 232 amino acids.
GAUGGUAAUCCUGGAGUUGAUGUCGGGUGGGAUUCUUCGCAGCUACCUCCAUCAGCUCAUGCCCAGAUCGGGUGUGACGUUGGAGUCUUCAGUGCCUGGGCAUCUGUUGCAGAUGUCCAUUGAAAUAGCCAGAGGCAUGUCCUACCUUGCCAAGCGCCAGUUCAUACACAGAGAUUUAGCUGCUCGUAACAUUCUCCUGGACAGUUCACAUGUGUGCAAGAUUGGCGAUUUUGGAAUGUCACGCAAUCUAGCAGAUGAUACCUACUAUGAAUCACAUGGUGGCAAGAUCCCGUACAAGUGGACUGCACCUGAGGCUAUGCUAUAUCGCAAGUACUCACUGUCAAGUGAUGUUUGGAGCUAUGGCAUAGUGCUCUACGAGAUCUUCACACUGGGCAAGAAGCCAUACUUUGGCAUGCAGCCACAGCAGGUGAUAUCGUUUGUGUCUGAAGAGCGCAGACGACUGCCCCCGCCACCUGGUGUGAAUGCAGAACUAUACAAAGUCAUGCUGGACUGUUGGCACCCGGACCAUCGACUGCGACCACGAUUUGAUCAGCUGACACACCGCCUCUCGCGGAAGUCACCAUUCCUAGCUGCCCAGCAGCGGACUGCUGGCAUACCCGAGCAAGCAUACACAGUCGGGAGUCCGCUGCAGGCAUCACAGAAUAUGCACAGAGACCUGCAGAUGAGGUUCUGCCAGUGACGAGGAGUCCACAGACCAGUGCUGGCUCACUCACAGCGCUGACAUGAUUCCUCCCCUGUGGACUGUCACCAACCGAGCCAACUACUCCGUUCUCAAGCUCUCGGCCACUGGUGGCUUUGAGUUAGUGUGGCGUACUGGAGCGUCCACCCUCCUUGAUCAGAGAUCGAGCACACUAACUAACCGAGAUAUACAUGCCUGUGCUCAGCCUUCACCGUUGCCACCUAUGCUGGCAGCUUUUGCGUGAUACAAAGACUCUAUAAUACUACCAAAGUACGAAUCGUACUGUGUUGUUCCGACAGUAGUUCAUGACGACUGUGUUGAGACGUUUUUUGAGACCCCACUCUGCUCUGUCUACUUGAUGCAGCGAAUGCUAUUUUUUGAAAUUAUAGUUAGCAAUAUUCACUGGUUGAGGGACUGGAUAUAGUUAGCAGUAAAAAAUUUCAGAUAGCACACGUUGAGCCCCUAUGAUUGGACAUGUGAUAUUUGCUUAUACUUGCAGUUACUUUUUAUGUUGAAACAGGAAGAUUUUUUAAAUUAAUAAUUUGUGAAACCCUUUCCUAACAAAUCAUUAAUGCAUUGCUGAAAUCGCUACCACUACAAAUUAUAAUUCAAAUCCCUUUUGCAUGUAUAAUGACUACUGCUUUGAAAGCUUGCAUACCAUUGUAUACCUGAGGGCAAUUUUGCCGAAAUGUUGUCAUGACUGAUUGAUAAACGAGUUCGAUAUUGUUUAUUAACUGGUGGUGUUAGUGGACAUUAUAGCGUAACUUGUAGUUCCUUGGUCCUUUUUCUAUUCUUUGAGUUCGAUAUUGUUAUGGGAAAGAGCGGGUCAGCUCUAAGAACUACUUC